AUGUGUAUUCUUGGAAAAUUGUAUCCCAAUGAUGUCACUGCCUUUUCAAAGACGGGGUUAGAAGGGGAUUGGGAUGCUAGUAAAGCUGGUGUAUACAUGAAACUCCCCGCUCACUCAAAAUGGAAAGUAGAGUUAGCUUCUGGCAAAAGUCGUGAUGCUUGGACAAAGAUUAUAAUGUCUGGUGAUCUUUGUCAUGAAUUAAUUCUGAGAAAUCUAAAAAGUAUCCUAUGCUCACGCAUUUCUCAAACUGGACAUGAUAUUGUUUUACAGAGAUUGUCAGAUGCGGAAUUGGUCAUUGAAGGAAAACAGUUACCAUUUGUUUACCUUACAGCGUAUAUCACCGUUGAGAAACUUCAUGAUAUGCUGUCUAUGACUGCAAAUCGUAAACGUUUAAAAGACAUGCGUUUACAAGAAAGCAACAAAAUUCGAUCGAAGUACCUAUAUAGAUCCAGGAGGUCUAGAGUAAGAUCUUUGAACAUUAAUAAGGGGCUAUUGAACAAAUACCUAUUGGCUUUAACUAAAGCUAUGAGCUUGUCAACUCGUUACAAUUUGUCUCCUAUACGUUGUUCAGUUUUGGUUAUUUGUUCUUUAUGCUCAGGAUUUGAGCUUCAAAAAAUUAGGAGAUCUACUAGAGUGAAAGCUAUCGUAAGUUGA
This is a messenger RNA of Schistosoma intercalatum, 654 nucleotides long. NCBI's taxonomy places the organism in Eukaryota, Metazoa, Platyhelminthes, Trematoda, Strigeidida, Schistosomatidae. The record is from the annotation of a GenBank genome assembly.